Molecule: messenger RNA, 1083 nt
Organism: Acanthosepion pharaonis
Lineage: Eukaryota; Metazoa; Mollusca; Cephalopoda; Sepiida; Sepiidae
Source: the annotation of a GenBank genome assembly
AUGACCAUUUUUCUUUCUUUCUCUUCUUUUUUUCCUGAUUUGUUUUCUCUCUGUAUAUAUCUCUCUUUCACCACCUUUCUCUCUUGUCUUCCUUUCUCCCUGUUUCGAUCUCGCUCUCUAUCACUCUCUGAUCACCUUUGUCUUUUCUCUUCAUUCCUUUCUCACACGUUCUCUCUCUCUCCUAAUGUGCCUCUCUCUCUCUUUUUCUCUCUCUCUCUUUCUCUUUCUUUGUCUCCUUUGAUUCUUCCUCACAUUUUAUUUUUCUCCAUUUUCAAGUUUCUGAAGCACGCUAAUACAUUUUGGUAUGUAUCUUUGUCUUGCUUGCAUCACACUCUAUCUAUCUAUCUAUCUAUCUAUCUAUCUAUCUAUCUAUCUAUCUAUCUAUCUAUCUAUCUGCCUUUACCUAUCUAUCUAUCUAUCUAUCUAUCUAUCUAUCUCUCUCUCUCUCUCUCUGAAAAUCACCGACACGCUGUAUUCAAGUCUCUGCCUAUUUCUCUCAUCUAUUUUGUACUCUCUUUCAUGUUGUCAUUUUUCCACAUCUUGCUUCACGUUCAGUUCUACUUCCGUCUUUCUGUUCAUUCAUCCGUAACUGUAUCUGCCCAGCCAUGCCUCUCACUGUUUUGUCUAUAUGUAUAUUUCUCUCCUAAAUAUAUCCCCGUCCACACACUCUCCUUUUCUGUAUAUUUAAAUCCAUCUUUGUCACUUCUCUCCCCCUUUCUGUCCAUUGGUCUGUUUCACUACCGAUUUUACCCCCAACCCCCGAAUCAUUUUACUUCCCGGGCGACCCCACCCAACAAAACCCAUAUUAAUUCAGUCGAGGUCAAUACUUUCCUUUUUGUCUUUAAUUCACACUCCAGCCUCUUCUUUCUUUCUGGAUUAAGCUAUUUCGAUAUUUUUGUUUGUUUUCUUUCUUUUCUGUCUUUUUUCCAUUCUGCAUUACGGUUUUAUUCGUCUUGUUCUGAUUUCUUUCUCCUCUCAUUCUUUUAUCUUUUCAUAUCUUACAUAUUUAUCGUUCUUUUUUUUCUCCCUUCGAACUAUCUUCCUUUCUUAUUUUCUUUUUCUUCUUGUAAUGCAGGCGUCUAA